AUGUAUCAAACUUACACAGACGAUAUUCCGCUGGAGCUUACCUCGUCCAUGUAUUCACCACUCGCUGCCAACGAUGCGGAAAACGAUCAACCAGCGCACCAAGAGGCAGUCUUUCUUGAUGGAAAGACCACUCGACCAAUACGCAGACCAUUACUGACCGUAAGCUGGGCUGUCGGCGCCCUUGGGGCAGCCAGCUUGGCUUCCAUUACUUUUGUAAUCAACACAGUCGUCUUAAUAUGGGCUUUAAAGAAGUUCAAAUUCGAACACGGAGUUGCCAAAGUCUUCGCCGGUGAUUGCCACCAAGCAGAAACCAUCAACACUUUGAUCCAUUUGGCUGUUAAUGCCCUGAGCACAACGCUCCUCAGCGGCAGCAAUUACUGCAUGCAGAUUCUUUGCGCCCCGACCAGGAAAGAGAUUGAUGAAGCUCAUGCCAAAAAUAGAUGGUUAGACAUUGGAGUUCCAAGCAUGCGAAAUCUUGAGACGGUUGCAGCUAGAAAAGUAGUCAUAUGGUGGUUACUUGGAUUGAGCUCGAUUCCCUUACAUCUGAUGUAUAACUCGGUUUUUUUUUCCACGAUUGCAGCCAACGAGUACGAUGCCGUGUUUGCAUAUGAAAGUUUCAUUGAAGGUGGUCCACAAGGCCUCUACUCUAAAGCGCAAUUUGCCAACAUCGAAGACAUUCAGGCUCAAGCCAAAACAUGGGAUAGGCUUGAACCAAUUGCCUGCAUCAAUUCCUACGCUACCGAGUUCCUCAGUACCAGAAGAAAUUUGGUGGCUGUGAUUCAACCCAAAACAAGCCCAGAUGGUACCCCUCUUCGUUCAAUGUCUGGGAAUGGCUCAGUGGAACGAGUGAUCUCGCAUACAUUUAGGUUCGAUAACCAAAAGCCAGGCACCUUCGAUUUCUAUAACUGGAUAUGUGAUGCCCCCGAUGGCAACACUCGAUACGGACUUGGUGCGUCAGAGAUGUCGUCGAGCUAUCCUUGUUCUUUGAAAUUGUCCAAAAUCAGAACGCAUUCAGACCGCUGGCAUUCGAAUGGGUGGGACAUCAAAUACUGCCUGAGCGAGCCGGUUAAGGGUGAAUGCAGCCUCAAUUUCAGUCUGUCGAUCGUCGUAAUAGUCAUAAUCUGCAAUUUUGGAAAAUCUCUGCUCAUGUUUCUUGUUGCCUUUGGCAUCAGGGACACCCCUCUGAUCACCAUAGGGGAUGCCGUUGACUCCUUCUUGAAUAGCAACGAUCCCACCACCGAUGAAAUGUGUCUAAUCAGCAAGGACGCCAUCAAGACUAAGGAGUGCGAGCACUAUCACCGAGGAUUAAUAGAUUUCAAUGAAGAAGCAUUUCGUGGCAAGAAGGGCUAUAGCUUGUCAAUUGGCGGAAAGGCGGAUCCAAUCAAAUACCGACCAAACGUCAAGCGCUGGUUCAAUGCUGCAAGCGGACCUAGGUGGUGGGGAUGCGCCUUGUUAUUUUACUUUUGCCUGGUUACAGUCUCAAUUCUGUUCGGAUAUGGAAUACUUAUGGCGAACGAUAAAAACACCAGAGAUUUUUCAUUCAAGGACCUCAUCGAUAUGGGCAUUGGUGCUGUCCACCCUACCACGCUCAUUAGCGGAUUGAGGUUGCAUUCUAUUGGCGGAACAACGCUCAUGGCAAGCGUUCUAAUGACUAACGUCUCACAGCCUAUCCUCUCAUUCUUUUACCUUCUAUCAAAUGGUAUAUUCACUUCGAUGCUACUGGCUGACGAAUGGUCCCACUUCGCCCACGAACGCAAAGCGCUUCGGUUAUCGAAGCCUAAGCUCGGGCAACGCAGUACAUAUUUCCUCCAAUUGCCAUAUAGAUACGCAAUCCCACUCCUCGUCCUGUCUGGUGUCCUACAUUGGUCAGUUUCACAAUCGAUCUUUCUGGCGCAAGUGGCGUCCUUCGAUAAAACGGGAAAGCUUGUGGACCCCGCUGCAAUCUCGACUUGUGGGUAUUCACCAAUAGCGAUUCUGAUUACGAUCGUGCUGGGAUGUUGCCUGGCGGCUUCUAUGACUUUGCUUGGUCUACGUCGCUAUAAGCCUGGCAUUCCGCUGGCUGGAAGCUGCAGCGCCGCUAUUUCCGCUGCCUGUCACGGGCGCUCGGACGUCGACACGACAGCGCCAUUACAAUGGGGUGUCACGUCGAAGGAGGGGGAGGAAAUUGGACACUGCGCGUUUUCUGAUCAUGAUGUACACCUGCCCACAGAAGGCGCUCUAUAUGCUGGUUUGAGAAAGAGGAUUUAG
Molecule: messenger RNA, 2247 nt
Organism: Endocarpon pusillum Z07020
Lineage: Eukaryota; Fungi; Ascomycota; Eurotiomycetes; Verrucariales; Verrucariaceae
Exons: 3
Coding region: 1-2247 (748 amino acids)
Source: RefSeq, a predicted model, not a curated record